AGUGAAGUUUGGGCACGUCUCGCAGUUUAUGCAUACAUACCGGUGAGCUCGAGACGAAGAUGUCCCGUGAAGAGCUGUACGGGAAAUAACGUGGAGACGGUUGUUUGGUUUUCCUUAGCUGGUUUGAACUCGUUUUAUCGCAGUGUUGAUCCAGUUUAAGAGUUUGGCAAGAAGUUUUUUUUAACCUCUUUCACAGCUAUAGUCCUCUAUCUAACUCUGAUCUGCUCGCGCGCGGCUUUUUCCGGUCUGAUUAUGCCGCCGGUAGAAACCGAGACCGGGCAGAUUAAAGCCCGGAUACAGGAGCUCAUCGACACCAAUCUUGUUGUAAUUUUCAGCAAAAGCUACUGCCCCUACUGUAAAAAGGUGAAGGCGCUCUUUGAAGAGUUGAAUGUGACUUUUGAAUCCAUAGAACUGGAUCUGAUUGACAAUGGCACCACCUACCAGGACGUGCUGAUGGAGAUGACUGGACAGAAAACCGUCCCCAACGUCUUCAUCAACAAGACACACGUAGGAGGCUGCGAUAAGACCAUGCAGGCAUAUAAAGAUGGCCAUAUACAGCAGCUUUUGGGAGCAGAGAGCACGGCGUACGAUUAUGACCUCAUUGUGAUAGGAGGUGGCUCUGGAGGUCUGGCCUGCUCAAAGGAAGCAGCUGCCUUGGGGAAGAGGGUCAUGGUUCUGGAUUAUGUUGUCCCCACACCUUUGGGCACAUCUUGGGGUCUGGGUGGCACAUGUGUGAACGUGGGCUGUAUUCCAAAGAAGCUGAUGCAUCAGACCGCCCUGCUGAGUACUGCUCUGGAAGAUGCCCGCAAAUUUGGCUGGGAGUUCAGUGAGGAAGUAAGUCAUAACUGGGAAACGAUGAAGAGUGCUGUGAAUAACUACAUCGGCUCUUUGAACUGGGGCUACAGAGUGUCUUUACGUGACAAGAACGUUAACUAUGAGAAUGCUUAUGCAGAGUUUGUGGAGCCACACAAAAUCAAGGCCAAAACCAAGCGAGGCAAAGAGACGUUCUACACUGCAGCCAAAUUUGUGCUGGCAACAGGAGAGCGGCCGCGCUACCUGGGCAUCCCUGGAGACAAAGAAUACUGCAUCACCAGUGAUGAUCUGUUCUACUUGCCCUACUGUCCUGGUAAGACGCUAGUAGUCGGAGCAUCAUACGUGGCUCUGGAGUGUGGAGGAUUCCUGGCAGGUCUGGGGCUUGAUGUCACCAUAAUGGUACGCUCCAUUCUGCUGAGAGGCUUUGACCAGGACAUGGCCAACCGUGCAGGAGAGUACAUGGAGACACAUGGGGUCAAAUUCCUCAGGAAGUUUGUCCCUGUUAAGGUAGAGCAGCUUGAGGCCGGCACUCCAGGCAGAUUGAAAGUGACUGCAAAGUCUACAGAGACUGAUGAGAUCAUCGAAGGAGAGUACAACACUGUACUGAUAGCUGUGGGUCGUGACGCUUGUACAGGAACUAUAGGUCUUGACAAGGCUGGGGUCACUGUUAACCCAAAGAAUGGGAAGAUCCCAGUAAAUGAUGGGGAGCAGACCAACAUUCCACACAUCUAUGCUAUUGGUGACAUCCUGGAGGGCAAGUGGGAGCUGACUCCUGUGGCCAUUCAGGCUGGAAAACUGCUGGCUCGCAGGCUUUUUGGAGGAUCCUCUGUAAAGUGUGACUAUGUGAAUGUUCCUACUACUGUGUUCACACCUCUGGAGUAUGGCAGUUGUGGUCUUUCUGAGGAAAAGGCCAUAGAGCUUCAUGGAGAGGGAAACCUGGAGAUUUUUCACAGUCUGUUUUGGCCUCUGGAGUACACCAUACCCAGCAGGGACAACAACAGGUGCUAUGCCAAGAUCAUCUGCAACAAGUUGGACAAUGAUCGUGUCAUUGGUUUUCACUACCUGGGGCCUAACGCUGGAGAGGUGACUCAGGGCUUUGGUGCUGCCAUGAAAUGUGGAGUCACAAAGGAGCAGUUAGACAGCACCAUUGGGAUACACCCUACCUGUGCUGAGAUCUUCACCACGAUGGAAGUCACCAAGAGGUCAGGUGGUGACAUCGUCCAAUCUGGUUGCUGAGGUUAAACCCUGCUUGUUUAAUAGGCUGUCCUAAAACUGUAUGAGCUGGUUCACACUAGUUUAUACUGGCCUCAUCCAUCCUUUAAGCAGUUUCUCAGCUUUUUCCUCUGUGCAUUCAAAACAAGCUUGUCCACCAGAUCCCUGUCUUUUGAGCUUUUGAGCUCCACUCAAGGCUAAACCAAGUAUCCAAAGAGAUGAUCAACUACAAAACAAUAAGAGGGCUUGUGCUUUUAUCCCAUUCUAGCUUAGAGUGCACUCAAGUUUAAUUAUACUAAAGAAAUGUGGGUUAGCUGUGGCCUUGGGGGGUCUAGGUUUGUAGAUGUUCUUUAAAUGUAACUGCUGGAUACCACUUGAAGCUUCUAGGGUUCCUCUUUAGGAGCAAGUGUUUUAGUGGUUGCAUUUAAGAAAGUCCUCAUUCUGUGGUCCUUCAGGACUGAGCUUAACCUGCUACAGAGGAAAGAAGCGAAAAUGCUAUAGGACAGCCUGUUAAACAGCGGGGUUACUCUGCUGCUCCAAAUCCUCCAAGUUUUAAGUCAGAAUUGCACUAGGGAGGACGCAUGCUUUUGUGCUCACACUCCCAAGUGCUGUGUGACGUUUUAGCUCUUAACCUGAAUUCUGAGGUGGGCUAAGACUGAUAAGUCUGUGCUUAGUCUUAAGAGGUAAACACGCUUUCUUGUACAAACACUCGUCCAGCAACCUCAGCUCCAGGCUCACAAGAAGGACUUGGGGCUAUCGAUUUCCCAAAAAUACUGCAGUGCUGCACAAUCAUGACUGUUAGAACAGGGUCUCUGAGCACAUAUGAUGAAUACAUGGAAAGACCAGGUAGAAUUACUUUAAUGAUUUAAUGCACUGUAGCCUAGGAUAUCAAUAUCCAUUAAUGCUAAACACGUUUGUUAAACAUUUUUUGGGAACUCAGGCCAGAUUUACUUUAAAAAUUUGUGGUAUGUGGUCUACAUUGUCUUCUGUUUGUUUUUGUCAUUUAUUUGUUCUUGUAUCAUUUACAGACAUUCCAUCCAUUGACCAUUUAAUGAUUUUAGUUGUUUUUGUUCUUUUUUUUUUUUUUUUUUUCACUUCAAUGUCUAAUUGGAAAGUUCUUCUAAACAGCCAGUCAUGAGGGAAUAAAUUAUGGUCUUGCUAAAGCUCAAAACAAAACUGGUUUAUAGUUUGACAAAAUAUUAGGUGUCAAACAGAAUUAAAUGGAAGUGUGUGUGUGUGAGAAAUUCUUGUCCCUGGUUUUGAUUUAAAUGCACCCAACUUUUCAAUCUAAUUUGCUUUUUAUUUGAAAGUUGUUCAGAUCCUAGCCAAAUGCCUUUCAGCUUGAGCUCUCUGUUUGAGAUAUAUUAGACACCAACUGGUUGCUGUGGACUCUUAUGAAAUGUAAAACCCUGCUGAUGUAUUGUUACUUAGCAACAAUGCCUGGUAAAUGUACAAACCACUGUUUCCAUGAUAUUUGUUUUUGGAGUAAUUGAAAACUUUAAUAAAGCUAUGUACACUGAA
Neoarius graeffei (lesser salmon catfish) is the source of this 3546-nucleotide messenger RNA. It is a transcript of the gene txnrd3, whose product is annotated as thioredoxin reductase 3. The record is from RefSeq and is a predicted model, not a curated record. NCBI's taxonomy places the organism in Eukaryota, Metazoa, Chordata, Actinopteri, Siluriformes, Ariidae. Gene Ontology annotation, biological process: cellular response to oxidative stress; glutathione metabolic process; cell redox homeostasis. Gene Ontology annotation, molecular function: flavin adenine dinucleotide binding; thioredoxin-disulfide reductase (NADPH) activity; glutathione-disulfide reductase (NADPH) activity. The transcript is spliced from 16 exons. Gene Ontology annotation, cellular component: mitochondrion; cytosol. Bases 253 to 2049 code for a protein of 598 amino acids.